AUAUUCCACCAUCGAUCUUCACAACACAGAGGAUUGCAGGCAGGUACCAUACAAGAUUAAAACAGCCACCCACCAGACUCAUGCGUCCUUCUUUUUUAGAUUUUCCCUUAAUCUCCCUUCUACAUGGAACAAACAUUUCACCACGUCGAAGACAACAUUGGAGAAUCUUGAAACUUCAAAGUUUACUUUCUACACUCUACACUCCACCUCCUCCUCCCCACACAUACCAGACGCUACAUCUUUUUGACGACGCCUUCAGAACACUGAACCUCUCUCCACCCCUUCUUCUUUUCUACGUUUAAUUACCUACUAGGUAGCAUUAACCCAUCCGGCCAUGGAAUACUAAGGUUAUCACUAAUUGUGAACCCCGGUAUAUAUAUGAUAUCUUCUCUUGAUAUCUCAUAAUAUAUACUAUUCAAUCUGGCAAGAUGUCUUCGCAUCAGUUGGUGGUUCGCUCUCAACGGCGUCAUGUGAAAACUCUUCCGAAAGAGUUCGAGUGUCUUGUCGACGGUGCUUUGCUCCCCAUUGACAAGUUCUCCCAAAACCAAAUCUCCAAGUGGGUUAAGCACAAGCAAGGCAUCGGAUUGAUUUGUAAAGAUCAUGCGCGAUCUGAGCAGCGUGAAAUCAAAUGCCAUGGCCCUUGUGACAAAAUCAAGUUGAAAAUGCAUUUUAGCAAGAUCCAACGCAAUGAGCUCGAGCCUUGGUGUAUUGUGUGCACUGACUGGAAGACUCGGUAUAGCGAUGGCAAGGAUGCUCCAAUCGUUCCCCCAGGCGGCGCGCGAAUCUGUCAUGCGAUUUCCGAGGCCAUCACUGAUGACGGUUCUGAGGAAGACAUGGACGAACAUGGUUCAGUUCCUGUGCAAGAAAGCCAGCAGUACAUAAACAACCAACACAGCAACGGUACUCAUGAAACCGGUUCUUCUUCUUUGUCCGGGGAUGGGCUGUGGUUAUUGCAAGGCGCCAAUUUCAACAGUGAUGAUGAUGACGAUGAUAAUCGCGGUGGUGGUGAUACUGAUGGUGAUCCGGUUGUGGAAGGGAUAAAUCUAAGCUCUGUCCAGGUUAUACCCCCGAGUUCCCCAGCGGAGCAGCAAUCGACCAAUUUUUACAGUCUUUACGGCUGGGAGAUGCCUGAUGGCCAAAAUCAUCAGCACGAUUCACGUGAUCAUACCCAAGAAGGUUCUUCUAGCAGCCACAAUAGUUCUAAUGGCAAUUAUAACCACGACAGCUCUCUUGAUGAUCCGUCUCAUGUCAACCUUCGCAGCACAGAGGCUGUUCAGGUCGGGCCUAAUAUCACGCCCAAGACUCAGAUCGGAUCUCGAGGAACCAUAUCAUACGGACGUUCCAAAUGGUACAAAGGGGACACCCGUAAGGUAUUUCUAGCCGAGCCAGAGUACGCCGCUUAUUCAGAAGAUCGUCCUGUCAUCAGGGACCCAAAUUGGAGCUCAGAUGAUGACUUCUAAGUGGGCCUUUCUGCUAAGA
Messenger RNA from Hypoxylon fragiforme, 1479 nucleotides. RefSeq lists its product as uncharacterized. Lineage: Eukaryota; Fungi; Ascomycota; Sordariomycetes; Xylariales; Hypoxylaceae. The coding region runs from base 429 to 1460 and encodes 343 amino acids. The record is from RefSeq and is a predicted model, not a curated record. The transcript has 8 exons.